AUGUGGCAACUCGGGGUGGUUUUUGCAGCAGUCGCGUCGCUGUCGGGCGCUGCCGGCGACGCGCUCGUGCGGCUCUCCUUCGUUCUGGAGGAGCGACGCGCUGCAGGCAGUGAAGGCGGCGAACCCCAGGAGACUGAGCAGCGCGCGGGCGCCCGCAGUCAGGCUCUGGAUGCGGAAGAAGGCGAAGCCCGGGGCAAUGAAGGCAGCGCAAAAGAGCGGUCACAAGCGAGGCGAGGCGACGCAUUUGGCGGAGGAGAAGGCAGAGAGGCGCUCGCCAGCGCCCGCCAAGGCAAGCGCCCUCUGUAUCGUCGCCCGCUGUGGCUCCUGGGCACCUGCCUCGGCACGGUCAUCAACUCCCUUCUGUCGAUCAUUAGCCUCGACUUCGCGAGCGCCGCAGUCGUCACGCCAUUCGCAGGUCUCCACAUCUUUUGGAACGUCAUCUUGUCGCGGCUCUUUUUGGAGGAGCGCGUCUCGCCCCAGCACUACGUGGGCAGCGCCUUGAUUCUCGUGGGGCUUCUGCUCGUGCUGUGUUUCGGCGUGCGGACGCCUCCCCCGCUUUCGCUGGAAGCCCUCCUGCGUCUCUACUCGCAGAAGACAUGCGUGUUGUACUUUUGCAUUUCGACCUUGGCAAUCGGCUUCUGCAUCUACGUGGCGAUUUGGGGUCGGGACUUGCCUCAAGGCGGCGCGCCGCCUCGGUCUGCUUCGCGCCGAGCCCGAAGAGACAGCAAGCGAGGCGGGGGAAUCGAGCUGUCCGUGCUCGGGGCUCCUGCACGCGCCGCGUCCUUCUCUCCCUCGGCGUGCCGCCCAGGCGCCAAGCAGCAAAGAGAGAUCCGCAUGUCGCGGCGAGACGAGGACUGCGAACAUAAGGGCCUCUUGUGCGCGGCGGCGGCGCGCGAAAGGAGCUCGUGGCAGACAGGGCAGGCGGAGUGCGAGGAGAGCCUCGGCGGAGGGCAGGGCGCCUCGAAGGCCGGCGAGAAGACGAGCGGAAAGCCCGCCGGCAAGGUCCCGGACGACUCGAAGCGCGAGGAGAGGGAGAUGACUCGAAACAGGGCGGUGGGGGGCACUGGAGACACCGAGAUGACUCUCGUGGGUUCCAAAGCGAGGGAGAUUCGCGUCUCAGCCGAGAGCGCGACGCAGUGGAGAGCCGGGAAGGAAGAAUCGAGCGGAGGCGCGUUUGCAGGUCUGCAAGCGCAGCUAGGCGGAGAGAGGAGACGAAGCGAGGAAAAGACCACUUCGUCCUUACCGUUAUUCUUUCCAGUCGGCCUCAGGCGCCUCUGCACUGCGGCCGUCAGUGGACUCUGCGGAGGAAACACAAACGUCCUUAUGGAGCACGUGAUGAAGGUCUGGCACGAAGAGACGCUGCACAACGUGAUGCACCCGAAGUUCUUUCUCUUGCUUUCCUUGCUCGCCAGCAUGGCGGUUGGGCAGCUUCUCUUCCUCAACAUCAGCCUCGCGCGUUACGAGGCGCUCUAUGUGGUCCCGACGACUAUGAGCACGCUUAUCGUGAGCAGCUGCCUGGCAGAGAUUGCGCUGUUCAUCCACGUCGUCCAUCUGUCGCAGCGCGAGUUCCUUCUCUUCGCUGGGGGCUGCUUUUCCAUCGUUGUCGGAAUCACAGUCCUAUCUGCCGCAGACAUUGAAAGAAAGGAAGCAGAUGCGGCCGGCGCGGACACCACUGCAGACGUGAACGAAGAGGAAGACGGGUUCGACGAUUUAUCAACUUCUCUACGCUCCUUCAGCUCGCGCACGAGUGCGAAGAUCGGCGUUCUCUGCCACCGGCCGGCGACCGGCGAGGGCGGCGCGUGGGGUUCGAGGCGACGGAACCGCGGCUACGAGCACCUGGUGGUCCCGCCGUAUGCCUUCGACGAGAGCGACGACGACCGGAAGCAGACGCGCGGCGAGGAAGCGAGGCUGGAGAGCGAGGAGUUCGAGGCCUCGCAAUUCCCCGGCGAGCCGAGGGACGACGCGCAGGACGGAGAGCGGGAGAGCGAAGAGAGCUUUUCUUCGUGCAAUCAGGGAUCCGCUUCGUCCGAUGGAGCGAGUAGGGGCACGGCGACGCCGCGACGCUCCUCCUCGGAUGACCAAGAGGGCGCCUUUUGUGAAGCUGAAGAAGAGAGCGACGCGGUCGCGCAGUCGCCGCCUGCCGCGGUCGCGCCGUCGCCGCCGCGGACGCCAGAUCUCUUGGCCCAAGGGCUGUUCUUCUCGGAAGGGCCCUUGGGGGGGAGCAAAGGGCAGUUCUCCGGGGAACGCAGCGACACUCCGCGGUCUUCGCUCUCGUCGCUGCGCCUCGAGGAUGUGCACGUUGUGGCGGCCGCGCUAGACGCAGCAGCUGACCGCAGGAACGGCUUCUGA
This is a messenger RNA of Besnoitia besnoiti, 2349 nucleotides long. RefSeq lists its product as uncharacterized. Gene Ontology annotation, molecular function: magnesium ion transmembrane transporter activity. Gene Ontology annotation, cellular component: membrane. NCBI's taxonomy places the organism in Eukaryota, Apicomplexa, Conoidasida, Eucoccidiorida, Sarcocystidae. The transcript is spliced from 6 exons. Gene Ontology annotation, biological process: magnesium ion transport. Bases 1 to 2349 code for a protein of 782 amino acids. The record is from RefSeq and is a predicted model, not a curated record.